UCCUUCCUUGCUCGCCUCGCUCUUGCUUGGUGGGGAGGAGAGGGGAGGGAUGCUUGUCACCUACUCUUAAGUUCCCCCACUUCUCCCUCUCGCACUUCUUCCGCCUCUUUUUCCAUCGGAGUAUUGUUUUUCUUGAGGCCCAAAGCCAGCACAGAGCAAAGCAAAGGGAGAAAGCAAGGGAGGGAGGGAGGGUGGGGGCCAAAGGUUAAGGAAGCAAGCAGCUGCUCUGCUCGCUCACUCCUCGAGCAUUGCAGCAGCGCUUGCUCUGUGCUGGUCUUGCUCGGCUGCUCUUCGUGCUGCCUGCGCGGAUCCUUUGCUUGCUCGGUGGUGAUGGACAGGCACACCUGCAAGCUCUGCUUCCGGCGGUUCCACAAUGGCCGCGCGCUGGGCGGCCACAUGCGCUCCCAUGUCAUGGCCGCCGCGGCGACGGCAGCGUGCUCGCCGCCGCCGCGUCCGCAGUCGCCGCCGCUCUCCCUGGCGUCUACCUCGUCGACCGAGAUGGGCGGCGAGGCGGCGCAGCGCAGGCCGGCGCUGGCGCCGCGCGGUUUACGCGACGGCGCCAGGAGAAGGCUCGGGAUCGGCGCCCCUGAAUUCUCCGGCGGUGGGGCGCCCGGCGGCAACUUGUCGGUCGUGCAGGACGGCGAGAGCGACACGGAGUCGUCCCCGCGGUUCGUCGUGAGCCGCCGGCGCUCGAAGCGGGCGCGCCGUCGCGCCUCGCUGCCGCCGCCGCCGGAUCCCGAGCAGCCGGCGAGCAGCGUCUCCGACGCCACGACGGAGGAGGACGUGGCCAUGUCGCUCGUGAUGCUGUCCCGGGACUUGUGGGCGCGGUCCAGAUCCGGGCCCGAGCGCCACUGGGGCCCGGCAGCGAGCUCGGAGGCCGAGCAGAACAACGGCGGCGGCGCGGACGAGGCCGAGGCCGAGCACGACCAGGAUCACGGCGUCGCGCGCCCGCGCGGCGGCCGGCACCAGUGCGGCUCGUGCAGGAAGGUGUUCCGGUCGUACCAGGCGCUGGGCGGCCACCGCGCCAGCGUCAAGAAAGGCAAGGGCGGGUGCGUGCCGGUGCCGCCGACGCCUCCCGCCGCGCCGCCGUCGUCCAAGUCCCGCCGCGUCGAGGCCGCCCCGGCGAUCCACGAGUGCCCGUUCUGCCUCCGCGUGUUCGAGUCCGGGCAGGCCCUGGGCGGGCACAAGCGCACGCAGAUGCCGUCCGCCGGCGCGGCGCCCCCCUCGACGCCGGCGAAGUGCGGCGACAGCGGCUCCGGGUCCAUCGACCUGAACGUGCCGGCCGCGGCGGACGACGACUUCGAGCUCUCCGCCGUGUACGACGCGGAGUUCGGCUGCGGCUGCAGGCAGUGAGCCCACCUGCUGACGCUGACGCUGAUCGGUACCCGCCUGCUACCAGCGCCAGCUUCAGAUCGGAGGACGCGCGCCUCAGCAACUACUGCAGACCAGCCGCUGCACGAUGCAAGCCGGAGAUCGAUGGUCGCUCGAGGUAAGGGCUCGGGGGGUCCAAUGGUCCAUGCAACAAACAGAAGGAGAACAGCAGCUGAGCAUUUUGUUCUCUUUCUCUUAUUUUCUCUGUUCGUUAAUCUGUUGCGAUUGGGAGUCUAGCAGCGCGUACCAAAUUAGAUGAAGAGCAUAUUCAAUUCUUUUUGGUCACCUGUACCUAAAUCAACUUGACCCAUUACUUCAAACUUGUCAUUGAAAGGUGGGUGAAGAGAGAACUGCAUUCACCA
Panicum virgatum (switchgrass) is the source of this 1733-nucleotide messenger RNA. RefSeq names its product zinc finger protein ZAT9-like. The transcript has a single exon. Bases 331 to 1353 code for a protein of 340 amino acids. The record is from RefSeq and is a predicted model, not a curated record. Lineage: Eukaryota; Viridiplantae; Streptophyta; Magnoliopsida; Poales; Poaceae. Gene Ontology annotation, biological process: regulation of DNA-templated transcription.